Messenger RNA from Cuscuta epithymum, 1879 nucleotides. Lineage: Eukaryota; Viridiplantae; Streptophyta; Magnoliopsida; Solanales; Convolvulaceae. The record is from the annotation of a GenBank genome assembly.
AUAAUAUAAAACCCCAAACAGAAGUAAACACCCUUCAAAGUGUGCCCUCCAAGAAGCUAGCUACACAUAACCAAACCAUCUUUCUUUGCAUCAAGCUAUCUAUUUUUGUAGAUCCUUAGUCUCCAAUUCUUCCUAUCUAAAAAAUAUGAAUUGGAGCAGAGGGCAUACACUAGGCCGUGGCUCCUCCGCCACCGUAUACGCCGCCACCUCCUCCGACUCCGGGGAGAUGUUCGCCGUCAAGUCCGCCGAGCUCUCCCAAUCGGAGCUCCUUCAAAGAGAGCAAACAAUUCUGUCCACAAUCAGCAGUCCUUGGAUUGUUGGGUAUAAAGGGUACGAUGUUACUAGGGAGAAUAACAUCGUAGUGUUCAAUCUCAUGCUGGAGUACAUGGCCGGCGGGACGUUACGCGACCGAAUCCGGCGAAACGGCGGGAAGCUCGGAGAAUCGGCGAUCGUUGACUACACGCGCCAAAUCUUACAAGGACUGGAGUACCUUCAUUCAAGAGGAAUCGUACAUUGUGACAUUAAGAGCCGGAACGUUUUGCUGGGUGACGGCGGAGCCAAAAUCGCCGACUUCGGUUGCGCGAAACAGUCCGGCAGCGCCGCCGCGUGUAUGGGCGGCACGCCGAUGUUCAUGCCGCCGGAGACGGCGCAGGGGAAGGAGCAGGAAUUCCCGGCGGACAUAUGGGCAUUGGGAUGCACAGUCAUCGAAAUGGCCACCGGCGGCGGCUCGCCGUGGCCAAACGCGACAGACCCGGCAUCACUGCUUUACCGGAUAGCAUAUUCAGGGGAGUCGCCGGAGAUUCCGCAUUCCCUCUCCGACCAAGCAAAGGAUUUCCUGGGAAAAUGCCUGAGACAAAAUCCCGGAGAUCGAUGGACGGCAGAAAAGCUCCUGAAUCACCCAUUCCUUCUCCAACAAGCACGGAAUCAAAACAAUCAAAUUCCGAAGGAAUCCCGGAGUUCACCGACGAGCGUUCUUGAUCAGGGGAUUUGGAACUCGAUGGAGGGUCCGGUACGGCGGCGGGCAGAGAGAUCAAUGGAGGGAUUGGAGGAUGAUGAUUCCCCUUUAGGAAGGAUCAGAAAAUUAUGUGACCAAUCACCGGAGAAGCCAAACGGGGAAUGGGACGAGGAAUCUUGGACCACAGUCAGAAGAGAUGGUGGCGAAGCAGAGAAACACUGAAACAGAGUUGGAAAGGUGAUGCGCUUUUCACGUGGUCACAACUCAUUAUUUAAUGACAGUAAUGGCUGUAAUGUUAGUAGGUAUUGUUCUAUUGGUACAGAACAGUUAGACGAAAUCUGUAGGAAUCUCAGUUUUUGGGGUCGGUAAAACUGCUUCUUCAUCAAUGUUCUUAAAACUCCGGCCGGCCGGACGGCGGGCCUUUGUGUCUCUUUGUCAAUUGGCAUUCUGAUUGAGUUCAUCAAUAAAUGUAGAUAUAAUAGGAAUGCUUCAAGCUUUCGAAGUUUAUUUUGCAAUGGCCGACAAGAGCAGAAGCUUCUGUCAGCCGGUGGGCAAGUUGCUAGGAAGAUACGGGACGCUUACCCGCAGGUUGUCUCUGACCUUCUGCCCGGCCCGCUGACUGGUGUUGGGCGGUUUCUGGAGCUGCUGCCGAUUUGGAGCCUUUGUUGCUGGGCUUUGUGAGUUUGUGCAGUUGGGUUUUGACUUUUGACAUCGUCUUGUAAUUAUUGAUUUUUCAUUUGCACGAUUGAAUUUUUUAUUUGCACGAUUGGUUGUGACACCAUAAAAGAAUGUUUUGAUAGCAAGAAUGUUUUCAAUUGGACUGGUUAAAUUUGUUGGUCUGAUCCGGUCUCAUUUGAUCUUGUUUGAAAAAUGGUUGAUCUCUAUGUAUUUUAUACUACCUCCGUCCGUUAAAAAUUUGCAAAG